GUCAUAAUAAUCAGAGCUCUGUGAUGCUGUCCAGCAUGGCCACAACUUACCCAUUCAUUCCCUUCAGCAUUUCAGACCCUACAAGCACAGACCCUGUAUCUGAUGUGCCGAAUGCCAUCCUAUCAAGAUUACAGAGCAGUACAUUUUAAGCAUCUCAAGUGAUCGCAUGGAGUCCCAGGAUGAUUCAAAGGGAGUAUUUCCAAUCUUAUCACAGUCAGGCCCUGAAUCCUUCUCACAGGGGCCAGUUGCUAAACCUAUACAAUAUCAACAUCAAUGGAAAGAACCGCAGCUAUAUUUCCUGAAAGGAGAUCCCAAGGCACUGGGGACUGUCCAGAUCAUGAUUGCCUUCAUGAAUUUCAGUCUAGGCAUGCUCUUUGUUUUGUUUCCUAAAGAUAUUAAUGGUAGAAGACAUUUUCUGGUGUACACUGGCUACGUAUUCUGGGGAACAGCAUUUUUCAUCAUCUCUGGUUUCCUCUCCAUUGCCGCAGAGAAGAGAGCCACGACUAUUAUGGUCCAAAGCAGCCUAGCAAUGAACGUUGUCAGCUCAGUGAUGGCUGGCCUGGGAAUCAUCUUUCUCUCAAUCAAUUUCCUAACGCAUAUAUUCCUUUAUGACUGUCGUGAACAAGGUUCCCAUUUUUCCUGCAUUAUAUUAAAGUCUAUAUUUCUGGGAAUCAAUGUCAUUCUGUUAAUCCUAGCGAUCUUAGAAUUUCUGGUCUCCAUUAUCACCUCAUGCUUUGGUUGCAAGGGAUUGGGCUGUGACCAGAGUGAGGUCACUAUCCUCAUGCCUCCCUCGUCCUAUUACUUGCCAGAGAACCCUGCUGCUGAAGCAUACAACAGAGGGACAAUGCCUCAACAUCCAGUCAUUGACACAGCAACUGCACUACCAGGAAGCCACCCUGAUGAUAGUGUAUAGGAAACUUGCUUCCCUUUCCUUUCUUGGCUGUUUCUAAAUGAAAGAUUGAGCAAAUCAA
Monodelphis domestica (gray short-tailed opossum) is the source of this 971-nucleotide messenger RNA. Its product is annotated as membrane-spanning 4-domains subfamily A member 4A-like. Gene Ontology annotation, cellular component: plasma membrane. Lineage: Eukaryota; Metazoa; Chordata; Mammalia; Didelphimorphia; Didelphidae. The record is from RefSeq and is a predicted model, not a curated record.